AAAAAGAACUUGUUGUGCUCAGUGUGCCGCCUCUAUGUCAAGGAUCUUCCUCUCAACUAAACUUUGACAUGGAAACUCAACUCAAUUUUCAAUCUAUCUUCAAACCCUAAAUUCCCAAUCAUUAUUCCAUUUCUCUUUUGCAAAUUAACCCUAAAACCUUCAACACACCACAACUCACCAGAGAACCUAAAAUGACAAUGCUUUCUCUAAAAAACCCCAAUAAGCUACUCCCACCCUCUUCCAUUCCCACUCCAAUUUCUCACACUGCACUCUCUUCUUCAUAUUCUUCAUUCACUCUCAGAAACUCUGUUUCACUGAACCCUAGAUUAAGAACCAGUAACACUCAAUAAUUAAACAUAUUAAAAAAAAAAAAGAAAAAAAGAACUCCCUUGCUUUUGCUGUGCUCAGGUGUGCCGCCUCUAUGUCAAGGAUCUUCAUCUCAAGUGAACUUUGACAUGGAAACUCAACUCAAUUUUCAAUCUAUCUUCAAACCCUAAAUUCCCAAUCAUUAUUCCAUUCCCCUUUCGCAAAUCAACCCUAAAACCAUUAACACCCCACAACACACAACAGAAGCUAAAAUGACAAUGCUUUCCCUAAAAAACCCCAACAAGCUACUCCCACCCUCUUCCAUUCCCACUCCAAUUUCUCACACUUCACUCUCUUCUUCAUUCACUCUCAGAAGCUGUGUUUCACUGAACCCUAGAUUAAGAACCAGUAACACUGAACCCCUGCGACGUCGUUUUAGACCCGUUAAAUGUUCAUUUUCAUCUGUUGAUAAUGCUAAGAUUAAGGUUGUUGGUGUUGGUGGCGGUGGCAACAAUGCUGUUAAUCGUAUGAUUGGUUGCGGAUUACAGGGUGUGGACUUUUAUGCUAUAAAUACUGAUGCUCAAGCACUGGUUCAUUCUGCUGCUGAAAAUCCUAUCCAAAUUGGAGAACUCUUGACCCGUGGAUUAGGUACCGGUGGUAAUCCACUUUUGGGGGAACAAGCUGCCGAGGAAUCAAAAGAAACUAUUUUUAAUGCCCUUCAAGGAUCUGAUUUAGUGUUUGUAACUGCCGGUAUGGGGGGUGGUACAGGGUCUGGUGCUGCUCCUGUUGUGGCCCAGAUAGCAAAAGAGGCUGGCUACUUAACCGUAGGUGUUGUUACUUAUCCAUUCAGUUUUGAAGGACGCAAAAGAUCAUUGCAGGCACUAGAAGCCAUCGAAAAGCUGCAGAAAAACGUGGAUACACUUAUAGUGAUUCCAAACGACCGACUUCUUGACUUAGCUGAUGAGCAGACGCCUCUUCAGGAUGCUUUCCAGCUUGCUGAUGAUGUUCUACGACAGGGAGUACAGGGAAUAUCAGACAUCAUAACAAUACCUGGUCUUGUAAAUGUGGAUUUCGCUGAUGUAAAAGCUGUGAUGAAAGACUCUGGAACUGCAAUGCUUGGAGUAGGUGUUUCCUCUGGUAAAAACCGUGCAGAAGAAGCUGCAGAACAGGCUACUUUGGCACCUUUAAUUGGAUCAUCUAUUCAAUCCGCUACCGGAAUAGUUUAUAAUAUUACCGGAGGAAAAGACAUAACUCUGCAGGAAGUGAAUCGAGUGUCUCAGGUUGUGACAAGUUUAGCUGAUCCUUCUGCCAAUAUUAUAUUUGGAGCUGUUGUUGACGAUCGCUACAAUGGCGAGAUUCAUGUGACUAUCAUCGCAACUGGCUUCUCACAAUCCUUCCAAAAGAUACUACUAACGGAUCCAAGGGCUGCAAAGCUUCUUGACAGAUUACCAGUGGGAAUAUAAAGCAACCAAACGUCCCCUCCCCUCAAAGGCUCGGACUUUUCCUCAACAGUUGCAUCUAAAACAUCCCCGCGAAAGCUCUUGUUUUAGCUUCUUCAUUCUUUUGACCCUUUUGUAAAAAUAUUUAAACUUGAAUAUGGUUAUCGUCUCAUUCUUUGAUUGUGGAGAACGCUUUUACAAACUCUUGAAGAAAUUGGCCAUGACUGUGAUUCACGGUGUUAGUGUAACGCAUGUAGCAUUUUUCUCGAAGGAAUGAGUGUGUGUAUAUAAGUUACUAAAAAUGUAUGUUGACAAAGAAGCUUCAUUGUUAAUGUCUAAGGCCAAUGUGUUACA
Molecule: messenger RNA, 2099 nt
Organism: Vicia villosa (hairy vetch)
Lineage: Eukaryota; Viridiplantae; Streptophyta; Magnoliopsida; Fabales; Fabaceae
Product: cell division protein FtsZ homolog 1, chloroplastic-like
Exons: 6
Coding region: 579-1769 (396 amino acids)
Biological process (GO): microtubule-based process; chloroplast fission; cell division
Cellular component (GO): cell division site; microtubule; cytoplasm
Molecular function (GO): GTP binding; GTPase activity
Source: RefSeq, a predicted model, not a curated record